Syzygium oleosum is the source of this 3052-nucleotide messenger RNA. Its product is annotated as probable E3 ubiquitin-protein ligase RZFP34. The transcript has 11 exons. Gene Ontology annotation, biological process: protein ubiquitination; ubiquitin-dependent protein catabolic process. Bases 1782 to 2804 code for a protein of 340 amino acids. Gene Ontology annotation, cellular component: nucleus. NCBI's taxonomy places the organism in Eukaryota, Viridiplantae, Streptophyta, Magnoliopsida, Myrtales, Myrtaceae. Gene Ontology annotation, molecular function: zinc ion binding; ubiquitin protein ligase activity. The record is from RefSeq and is a predicted model, not a curated record.
CGUUUUUAUUUUUAUUUUCCUGGGCGGUGGAUGCUUUGGGAUUCCUAGUGUGUCUGAAAGAGGAAGGGGCUAAUUGUGAAUAGGAAUCGGUUCUGGGUUUGUCCGUGCCGUGUUGAGGCGGGUGAUGAGGGUAGUUCGGAGGCAUUGAGGCGCUUGUUUGGUCUUUUUUGCGAUUUCCGAUGCAGUUGAAUGAUGUAGGAGCUUGAACGGACUGCUUGUGUAGCUAUGGCGUUGUUAUCACCGGUCCAAUAUGCACAUCUUGGUGCUGGAAGAGGUUUUUCUUAAGUUGGCACUUAAUGGGUAUCGUUGUAGAUGUUAGUCUGCUCUUGUGAUUUUCGAACCGCCAUUCGUUUGGCAGUUUUAUCGCCUUGAGAUUUUGGCUGAUUAACUUGAGCAACAUCGUGUGGCUCGAUUCUUGUCGGUAACUUAGAGGACUAGCAUGGUGUUGUGUUUUCCCUUUGUCGAAAUGAAGGAAUCCCCUGCUGCUUUCGGUUCUUUUGCCGCUAUCUCGUGCGAUCAAGGAUGUGCCAUGCCAAUCCAAUCAUUUCCCGAAUCAUUGGAGCAGGUGACACUCGUCCGGGUUCGUUAUGGACAAUGUGUCAGGUGAUUGACUUGGCACGUACGAAUAGAUUAGCUAUGCUGGGACUCGAUAACUCUGGAAAUUCCUUCUUUUAUGUAGGAUCUGGUGAAAAAGCUUGGCGCGCAGUAGCGUUGUUAGAAUUCGAGGUUGCAAUUUGGUCGUUGGUCACAGAAUGCAGUGUAGUGUAUUCAGGUUUCACCAAGCAGUUCGAUAGUGAACGAAGCUGUGUGGCUUCCGUUAACUGAGAAACAGGAGCCAAGGUGAACGCUGGCGAAUACCCUAAUUAAAUAAGUUCCUUGCAAGAAGAUGAUGAGGAGAAUCAACUCACCUCCCUUCUGCACGGGAUAUUAUCUAUUUCCUAUGGCUGGCCUUGUCUGAUGAUUCGAUUCUCAAAGUGAAGAAUGUUAAUGACGGUUAAGAUGUGAAAGCCAGCCUUUUCAUCUUUUAUAGGAUGUAGUUUUCUCCCUUCAGGAGUCCUUGGAAAUUUGGUAUUUAGGGGAAGAUGGAGUGGAUCCAAUUGCUUUGCAUGCUUUCCUCUUUUCUACAUAUGACUGACUGCAGCGGUUUUUCCCCCAUUUUUCCUGCCCCGGAAAUUUUACUGGACAACGUAGAAUCCAAACUUCACGAGACUGAACGAUAAACAUAUCAAAUGAUAUAUAAGCCAACUUGAGGGUAUUUGUUUAGUUGGAAGAGCCUUCUGACUGCAAAAGUAAAAUGAGCUUCAGUACAGUCGAAAGUCUUAAGGCUUGAGUUAUUAGCAGUUCUCAAAGAAAGCUUCAAGCAGAAUUGCAGAAGGAGAGAUUGGCUCGUUGAUGGUCGUUUCUGGUAUAGUUUGUUCCAGACUUCAAGGAAUCAGUGAUCAUGACACACAAUUCCUUAUUAUCCACUGCUGGAUGCCCUGGAGUUCCUCAAUGCUUCGCUUAUGUUAUUAGAUGGGAUUUUUUUAGAUCUACUUGUUUCGAUGAUUCCUUCUGUUGGAGCACUGCUGAUUGGAGCUGUUCGACAUGCAUUGGACUGUCUUGAUGCCGAUAUCAAAUGGUCUUGAGCCUUGUAGCAGAAAUCAAUGUUGCAGUGUCUCCUUGCUUGACUGGCCAAGUAAAAUUCUUAGGAGGUUAUGGAAUGUAGCUAAGUUUGCUCAUAUCUGCAGGUGCUUCAUCGCUAGCUUCUAGGUAGUUGGUAGUCUCAGCAGAGUCAAAUAAAAAUGGGUGAAGUAGCUAUUGAACAGCAAGGGUUUCAACAGUUUGAUGCGGAAAACCUUCAGCAUGUCUUCUAUAAAGAGAGUCAGACAGACAAUGAGUUCACAGUCCUUCAGCAGAUGAAUGGGGAACCGAUGCCUGUCGAGAAAACUAAAGAUGAUGCUAGUGCUACCGAGUUGCUAGAGAGAGGGUACUUGCAGUAUGGAUGUCCUCAUUACCGUCGAAGGUGCCGCAUUAGAGCCCCCUGUUGCAACGAGAUUUUUGAUUGCCGUCACUGUCAUAAUGAUGCAAAGAACAAUAUCAAUGUAAACCAAAAGGAGCGACAUGAGUUGCCUCGCCAUCAAGUUCAACAGGUGGAUGCUAUUAAAUUUCUGGCAUGUUUAAAUACUGACUUAUUACUCGAUGUUCCCAUUAACCUACUUUUUUUGUUUCAGGUUGUAUGUUCACUCUGCGGUACUGAACAAGAGGUCCGGCAGGUGUGCAUCAACUGUGGUGUUUGCAUGGGGAAGUACUUUUGUGGGACUUGUAAGCUUUUCGACGAUGAUACAUCCAAAAAGCAGUAUCAUUGUAAUGGAUGUGGCAUUUGCAGAAUUGGGGGGCGAGAGAAUUUCUUCCACUGUUACAAGUGUGGUUGCUGCUAUUCAAUCUUGCUGAAAAACAGCCAUCCUUGCGUGGAAGGAGCGAUGCAUCAUGACUGUCCUGUUUGCUUUGAGUUUCUAUUUGAUUCGAGAAAUGACGUGACAGCCUUGCCUUGCGGACACACAAUUCACAAGAACUGCUUAAAAGAGAUGAGAGAACAUCACCAGUAUGCUUGCCCGAUCUGCUCGAAGUCCGUGUGUGAUAUGUCAAAGGUUUGGGAGAAAUUUGACAUGGAGAUUGCAGCCACGCCAAUGCCAGAGCCUUAUCAAAACAAGAUGGUCUGGAUCCUCUGCAACGACUGCGGGAAAACAUCUCGAGUCCAAUUCCAUGUAGUCGCUCAGAAAUGCGCCCAUUGCAAGUCCUAUAAUACUCGCCAAACACGUGGCUGACCAUGUCACUUGGAUUAAGAAAUUGUGAUGUUCACCAAUGUCCUUACACCAGGCUGUGAAGUCGGAUGUCCAUAGAGUCGGGUCGCUUGUGAGGUGUGCUAGAUAUGCCAGAUGAUCAAGCGAAUUGAAUCUUGAGGGGGUCUCGACCUUCCUUUUUCUUGUCCUCUCCAAAAUCUUUUCCUGGGUUUGUUUCUUCGAAUCAUGGAAAUGAAUGAAUGUGGAGUUGCUCUCCUACUCUUCUUGUUGCA